GCUGGGCGAAGUGCUUCCGGUUGUUUUCUUUAACACUAAAGCCAAUCUAAAUUGGCACAGUGACGGAAAUAGAUCGGAUUGGUUUAGGCAUUAGAACUCAAUCAAGACUCGGUUGAUUGAUGAGAUAAGUGAAAUUUAAAUGGCGCAUCCUUGGGAAAGCUAAUGCAGUGAGAAAAGGCCACUGCAGUUGCGAAAGCGAGUGAAUGAUUAAACCGCUCGAUGCAGUUACAGUUGGCCGGUGAUCAGUGUUCAAGGAUGUGAAUUGCGGAAACAGUGAUCAGAGUUAAUUACUUGCAAUUAUUCGCAAUUUAUGAACAUAACGACGAACGAAAUUAGCUUUUCACACCAGCAUAUAUAAAAUGCAGAACCAAAGAAGGCUCUCGGCCGGUGCAGCCAUCCCCAAGGCCCCUGCCGUCAAGCGUCGCAUGUCCCGCCACGGUUCGGUCCUGAUUGAGACCACCCCGCGGCAAAUUCCGUGGGACCUGAUCGAUCGGCUGCUGGUUCCAAUCAUCGGCUGCCACGCCGCGGCCAUUGUUUGCUCCGGUGUGUUCAACUUUCUCGGAAUUUCCCAGGUGUCCGCGUUCGUGCUGUUUCUGUUCUUCUCCAUCCUGACGGUCGGGGCUGCCAUCGGAUUCCACAGUCUUAAGGUCUCAUCGCUGGGCAAGGCCGUGCUGAUCACCGGGUGCGAAUCGCCGCUGGCUCGGGCCCUGGCUAGACGGCUGGAUGAUUUGGGAUUUAUCGUAUUUGCCGGCUUCAAGGCCCUGGACGAGAGCGCCGAAGCGGAGAUGCUGAAGGCUCUAUCUUCCGGGCGGUUGAAACCGAUUCAGCUGGAUGUCUCCUCGGAGGUACAGAUGCUGGAAGCUUCUUUGACAAUCGCCGAGAAUCUACCGGAGGGUGCUGACGGGCUGUGGGCGUUGGUUCACUGCGAUGUUUGGUGCGCCCUUGGCGAGCUCGAGUGGAUUCCGUUCCCGGUCAUGAGGAAGUCGUUCGACAUCAACGUCCUCGGGGCCUCCCGGCUGUCGCAAAUCAUGCUGCCAUUGAUUCGCCGUGCCAACGGGCGACUGGUGUUCCUCUCGUCGGCCAUUGCCCACAUCCCAUCGCCGGUGCGGGGCAUCCAAUGUGCCACCCAGGCCGCCAUCGAGGGUCUGGCGUCCUGCUUGCGCCACGAGCUGAAGACCCGUGCCGUCAACGUAUCGAUUGUGUGCGCCAGCGAGUUCUCGUCCGGGGACGCCUGGCUCGACGAUAGCAAGAUGAUGGACCAAGCGAAGGCCAUGUGGGAACAGUUGAGCGAUGAGCAGAAGUCGGUGUACGGAGAGGACUAUUUCGAGACGGCUAUCCGUUCGCUGGAGAAGUAUACCAACACGGACGGCGACUUCCACUCCACUGUGCGAGCCCUGACCGAUGCCAUCAUUCGUUCGUUCCCACUGUUCCGUUACACACCGUUAUCCCGUUACGAAAAGCUCCAAACCAUCGUGUCCGAACAUCUGCCACGCUCCGUCUACGAACUGUUCUACCCAAACUAGAAGAGAAAGCUUGUCUUAUGCUUAUGAAAUAUUUUGUUUUGUAUUAUCGGAAGUUCACCAUGAAUAAGAAUUUCCAGGGAAAUAAUGCUUUUAUAAUAAACUACACAUAUUUAUCACUUGAAAAUUAAGCUAUCUACCAGACAUGGAAAUAUUUAUAGGAUGAUUUUAGACAGUUCAAAAGAGAUUGUUAUACAUCGAAAUAGUGUAUUGAUGGAUUUUGUGUGUUGGAAUAGAUAUAACAGUAGCUGGUAUAAAAGUAGCUUGAGUGAAGCAGUUUAUAGGAAAUGCAUGGUUUCUGUUUGUCAUAAAUUAGUGUUUGUUAGUAUAGAGAUGGCUGGUCAACGAAAGAGCUAAAUAUUAUUUAGUACUAGAUGUUAUAAAACGGGAAAGCUUCCCACAGAAGCUUUCCUCAAGUGCUGCCAUCUUUGCAUGGCAGCUAAGAAACUUAAUUAUUUAUGGGUAACGUUCGAAUGUCACACAAUGUUGCUUUGUUUAUAUAUCGCAAGCUUGCAUAAACUUACGCACACAAACUCAGUUAUAGUCGCGGGUUUGUAUUUCAAAUCGGCAUUUUAGUUAGUAGGUAGGUAUUUGUCGCAGAAUCUAGCAGAGAAAAAUAAACACAACAAGGGUAGUCUUUUACCAAAGGUAAACAAGCAAUCAGCAUUAACGAAACGGUUCCAUAACAACGAAACAAGUGCAUCGUAGACAGGGGAAAAAAGUCAAACAUUUUUCAAUAAAAGACCUGUGGAUUCAAA
This is a messenger RNA of Armigeres subalbatus, 2278 nucleotides long. Its product is annotated as D-beta-hydroxybutyrate dehydrogenase, mitochondrial. The transcript has 7 exons. NCBI's taxonomy places the organism in Eukaryota, Metazoa, Arthropoda, Insecta, Diptera, Culicidae. Gene Ontology annotation, cellular component: intracellular membrane-bounded organelle. The record is from RefSeq and is a predicted model, not a curated record. Bases 360 to 1523 code for a protein of 387 amino acids. Gene Ontology annotation, biological process: steroid metabolic process. Gene Ontology annotation, molecular function: oxidoreductase activity.